AUGGUGGGCAGGAUCCGUGACCCCCUGACUGGAGCUGUGCUGCGUGCCUCUGGUAAGAAGGAUAGCCGUAACGAGGAUCGCGACGCGAAUCCUCUCAACGACUCCAUCCCAGGUGAGGUGGUCCGUCGAAACGAAAAGUCCCAGAAGUCAGGGCCAAGCACAAAAGCCUUGGCUGAGACGGACAUCGCAGCAGUCUUGGCCAAAGGCUCCGGAACACGGGAAAAGUGGCUUAAGAAGGCUCUGCAGCAAGUGCACGAUGGUGAACUCCAAGCUGUAGACAUCUACAACAUAUUGAAGGUCCCUGACUUUGCCUCGGAUCUCAAGGACAAAACUGGGCGUAGCAUGUACAAGUUCUUAAUGUCGAGAAUCUCUGUGUUCUCCAAGGGGCAGCAGCGAUUCCUCGCAAAAGAAUGCAGCCUUGCACAAAUGUUUGGCGGAGAAGGAGGCCCAUCCCUUGUCAAUGACGACAACUCCAAGGCCAACCCAGAAGCUGCCGAGGAGAUGAUGGCACGAGUCCGCCAGUUUGUGCGGCAACAGCAGGGUGUGGAGCUGGACCAAGCCGUGGCAGGCGCUGUGGCUGGUGUUGUGCCUCCUCCACCCCCGCCUGCCAGUGUACCUCCAGUCCCUCCACCAGUAGUGCGACAAGACGUGUCAGCUGUGGCGAACAUCAUCGCCAGGGCAUCCAACACUGCUGUACACUACCAAGCGGCAAAGGCUGCCUAUGUGCCUCCACUUGAGUCAGCACAUGCUGAAGCUCCAGUUGAGGGAAGGACAGAGGAAGAAAGAAGACAAAGAGAGCCAUCAAGCUCACCUUCCAGAAGGAAAUCUAAAAAGAAGAAGCACCGAUCUCCCUCCGGAUCGCCGAAGGCCCGGAACUGCUCCCGCUCAAGGGACCGGCGGAGACGGUGA
Molecule: messenger RNA, 909 nt
Organism: Durusdinium trenchii
Lineage: Eukaryota; Dinophyceae; Suessiales; Symbiodiniaceae
Source: the annotation of a GenBank genome assembly